Microthlaspi erraticum is the source of this 288-nucleotide messenger RNA. NCBI's taxonomy places the organism in Eukaryota, Viridiplantae, Streptophyta, Magnoliopsida, Brassicales, Brassicaceae. The record is from the annotation of a GenBank genome assembly.
AUGGAGAAUAACGAGGAGGAUAAUGAUGAUAACGAUAACGCCGAUCUUCUUCCACCACUUCUUGUUGAUCAUCAGAUUCCAUAUAUCUGUGUUAGAUUUAAUCCGGAUGAUGCUGAAGUACAGUUUCUCCGUCCAAUGACUAUGGACCGGGACAGUCUUAAUGGUCGGUCAUUUCUCCCUGUUAUGACUACAGAGAAUCUUGCUACACGCCUGACGAAUAUGGAACCGGCUGAGUGUCAAUAUUUUCGUCCAGGGGAGGAAUGUUUUUUUCUCACAAGAUUGCACUGA